Messenger RNA from Penicillium macrosclerotiorum, 576 nucleotides. Its product is annotated as S-(hydroxymethyl)glutathione synthase. The transcript has a single exon. Bases 1 to 576 code for a protein of 191 amino acids. Lineage: Eukaryota; Fungi; Ascomycota; Eurotiomycetes; Eurotiales; Aspergillaceae. Gene Ontology annotation, molecular function: S-(hydroxymethyl)glutathione synthase activity; zinc ion binding. The record is from RefSeq and is a predicted model, not a curated record. Gene Ontology annotation, biological process: formaldehyde catabolic process.
AUGGCUCCUUCUAUUCACCCCAUUAUCGACAACGGACUUACCAAGGGCGACCCUAACUUUGCCGGCGGCACGCUGCAUUGCCAGUGUCCAUCAAACCAGGUCGUGGUCUCCCUGAAGAGCAACGUCGCACACAACCAUGCUUGCGGCUGUAGCAAGUGCUGGAAGCCUCGCGGCGCGCUAUUCUCCAUUGUUGGGGUGAUCCCUCGUGACAACUUGACCAUCCAGGCCAAUGAGUCGAAACUCACAAUUGUUGACCCUUCCGCGGUCAUCCAGCGUCACGCCUGCCGAGACUGUGGUGUACACUUGUUUGGGCGCAUUGAAAAGCCUCAUGCAUUUUAUGGCCUGGAUUUUGUUCAUGUGGAAUUAUCGGACCAGAAGGGAUGGCAGGAGCCUCAGUUUGCCGGGUUCAUCUCCUCCAUAAUCGAGCAAGGAUUCAACCCGGCGGGAAUGGAAGACAUUCGAAGAAAGUUCAACUCGGUUGGUCUGAACACUUACGAUGCACUCUCACCACCUUUGAUGGACUUGAUUGCUACCUUUACUGCACAAAAGGCUGGUGUGAAAUUUUCCAAUUUGUGA